AUGUUGUCUAACCUCAUCAACGGCAUAAUAGCUGUUGCCGGAGGCCACUCAACCACAGACGCGAACGAUGCCCCCACCCACUCGCCGACUCUCGACCUGCCUCCACUUCCCUUGUCUAGGGACUCACCACCCGCCUCAAGAUCCACCCCCACUGUCAUAGACCUCUCUUCGCCCACAAAGCCCUCAAGGAAAUUCCAGCGCGACGAGCAACCGUCUGGGAAAUCUCUCCCACGGUCAUCAAAACGUGCUAUAAGCGAGGACGAGAGACGCCUGGUUGGUGAUUACGAAAUUCCAGCAGAUGCGGUUUCUAUACCCAACCCGUCGUCCUGGAUGUCGGAUCAGCGAACCAUGCACAGCAAGCCGGGCGCGAACAAGGGAUAUAGGCCAGUCGACACACUCAACGGCGUAGCUCGAGCAGUAAUUCGGAAGCCUACAACGUACGGGAAACAUGCUCGUCCCCGCUCCGGGUUAAUAGGCCAGUCGCCAGGUCCAGGUCAGAUAGCCUACUCCGAGUUCCAACGAAGCAAAACACCUACCACACCAAGUCGACAUGGACUGUCACGAGGCAAAGAGGAUCAAUGGUCUGGUGGACCUGCAUCCGCAAAGCGCAGGAAGAUUGAGCAUGUUAUAAACCUAGACGAAGAGGAAGACGAAGACGAUGAAGCCAUGGUGGUGACACGGUCUGAAGCGUCUACUCCUCGCAGACCAUCUGAUGAAAGACCAAUCUCGGCCAUGUCAUCGCAAUCACGUCUCAAUAUCGGAAGUGGGAGUACCGGAGCUGAAUUCAAGAUACACCGAGCCACAAACGAGUUCCGAGAAGUUGAUGGUCUCAUGAAUCCUGGAAAGAAGCCCAGACAAGCAAGUUGCAACAAGCGCCAAGCUCGCCAGAACCACUCCCCUGUCCGCCGUGACACCUUGUCUGGGGAAGCCCACCAGUUCAUCAUACGGAGUUUGAAGCAAGGCGAGCCUCCCCAGAAAUCCGUAGAGCGACAAGUCGCAUCUAAACAUUUCCCUGAAGCUCGAAUCAACGAAUCGACUACAGAGCAGCCAAGUACCAACCACUCCUUCACUAGCAACAGCGCUAAUCUCCGUACUCAACAUCGGCCGGUGCCUAAGCAAUUAGACCAAAUGGAAGAAAGUGACAGCGCCGAUGAGCUUGCCAUUUCACCCGUUGCUACCAGGAAGCAGACACUAUCACCGUCAAAAGUGAAGAAGGCUGUGCAAAGUGGUGCCAAACGAAAUGGACACAGUAAAACCAGUGGCGAUUCUUGGCCGUUGUCAUUCGCAAGAUCAUAUGGCUUUGAGGGGGCCGGCUCCAAAAUGGAGGAUGGGCAUGAUACUCUGGUUCUGCGAAGCGACCCGAAAGGUUUGCGCCUCCAAAAGUACAGCACAGAGGGCUAUGAGACAAUAAUCUUAAUCCAUUCUCAAGAAGUCAAUAAGGUCCAUGCAGACGAGACAAGCCGUGUUCGCCUAGAGGGACCUAGGAAUGCAAAUGGCAAUAUCCCCAUAUUUGAUCUCGAGUUUCUCAACUCGAAUGACUUUUUGGCAUUCUGCAAUUCACAUGCAGCGUCUCUGACCACGAGUGGCAAGAUUCUUUCCAAAGACAAUGAACAUAUGCGCCGACUGUUUGCCGCGCCUCUCCGAGCAAGGAACGAUAAAGUAGCGAUUUCUGAAAUCUCAGAUAACGCUGUAAACGAUCCCAAGAGUCAUGAUACGCAUUCUGAGCAAGCGGAGAGGCCACUUGGAGUUCAAGAGCAGCGCCACGAAAGGGGUGUCGAAGACAGAUCCACCCUUAACACUACGAAAACAGCCACAACACUGAGCCGUUCAUCUCGCUCACGACCAUUGGCGUCCACACGUCUUGGAAGGGAUAGUCCUGAUAUUGUUGAGGUGCCAAAAUACUCUAUCGACAAAGGACUAGGACGACCCUGGACCAAGUCCCUUGAGUAUGGGGAAGGCCGCCAGCGCGCUAUAGUGCACUUUGAUGACUUGCCACGCCUGGACGAAGAAGAGUACUUGAAUGACAGUCUAAUAGACUUCUACAUGAUCUAUCUCUUUAAAAAGCUGAAUGUUUCUGCUGACAAGGUCUAUUUCUUCAAUACCUACUUCUUCACCAAACUCACAGAUAAUGCUGGCCGCAAGUCGAUGAAUUACAAAGCCGUUGAACGCUGGACAUCCAAGAUUGACAUCUUCACUUACGAUUACAUUGUUGUACCAAUCAAUGAAUCGCAGUCUCAUUGGUACUUGGCGAUUAUUUGCAAUGUCUCAAACAUCCAGCGCAAACCUAUAGUCGAAGAUUUCGAUGACCCACAGCUUCAUAUACAGGAAACACCCGAAUUACCUACCAUAUCAGCUACAGCAAGCGAUGGGGAAGAGCGCAAGAGGUUGCAACCGGGGUCAAAUCCAAACUCACCUGCGAAGAUCGAAGAAGUGCACAGGCAACAAGAUGAAGAUCCCAACCUCUUCGAUGAAGCGACAAUAUCCCUAAUUGACCGCAAUGACCCUGGAUCAAGAGUUCGACCCCGGACUGGGGUUGACAAAUCUAAUGCAGUCAAUCUGGAAUCGGAAACUGAACAUAUGGAGACGCCGCAGACCGCUAGUGAUCUAGAAGCCCUAUCCCGAAGGAAGCUGGUGCAAUCAAGUCUAUCGUUUGCCAAGAACAAGAAUAAACGUAAAGCUGUCCCUAAGAGAGAUCCUACUCAACCAGUAGUUGUUGUUCUCGAUUCUCUCGGGGGGAUUGCCCGUAGUGGGGCAGUUCGCACCCUCAAAGACUGGAUAGCAGCAGAAGGCAAAAGCAAGCGGGGCAUGGAGGCAGUCAUCAAAGAGAACGGCUACUACCCAAAAGGUUCCCAGAUUCCCAUGCAGAACAACUGGACCGACUGUGGCGUUUAUCUACUCGGUUACAUCGAGAAGUUUUUCCAAAAUCCGGACGAGUUCAUGCACAAGCUAUUGACGGGAUCCAUGUCGGCCGAAGAAGACUGGCCAGAGCUCAACCCUUCAACUAUGAGGCAUAAGAUGCGAGAAAUCAUAUUCGAAUGUCACAAGCAACAAGAGGAGGCAAGAGCGGCCCAGAAAAAGGCAAAGAAGGGGUCGAUGCAGUCGAAGGUUUCGCCUGAUCCGGCAUCAAAACAGGCGACUCAGGAAACCGCUUGCGAAAAAUCGCUGGGCCCAAUGACAGAGGCCAAAAGUGAUAAGCAUGCUACUGGUGGAGAUGACCUACCGCGAGCUGAAUUGUCUCCCACUUUACCUCUUCCAAGACUCGGUUCGCCCUUUGAGCCUGAAAAGGACAGCUCAGCUUCAGUCAAGCACUCGUCGCAGGGAGGCGCAGCUAAAGAUCCAGACUCAUCCCCAACCACCAAGUCUCCUGCCAAACCAGGGUUUGCUAGCCAUUCUAAAGUGUCACCGAGACGCUAUAGUCCAGAGGUCCGCAUAAACAACAGGACUGUUCAGCCACACAACUCAGUCGAUGACACGCAUAGCAGUCCUGACAGACUUACUAGCCACACCAGACAUAUUGAUCAAAAGGACCAAGAAUCUCGCUCGUUUAGUCUGAGCAAGCGUCAAAGACAGGACAACCACAACCAUCCGACGGGCUCACCAAAUGCCAAAAGACCACAGAUGGAUCCAUCAUUGAGGAAAAAGAGAGACGGAAAUUCUGGAACCAAGGCUCAGUCCUCACGUAGCGGUGAGGGUAGCGCGCCGGAUGUUCCCAUUGAAAUCAAGGAUUCGCAAGAGAUGGAAAUUGCGGGCCGUGGGCUGUGUCCUCCUUUGCAGCCUCGUGCCAGCGCAUGCCACAUUCCAUCAUCACGACCACCAAGGCCGAUACAGAUGCUUCAACCCUCACCUUCCUUUGAGGAAAUUCCCCGACUACCACCGCGCAGCAAGAUCGUCGAGCUCAGGAAAAAGGGCGCAUCAACUGGUGGCCAGGCAGAUGACGAUUACGAGAGAGACCAUGCUCGUCGAUCCAGAGCACCGGGCCCAAGCCAGCCCAGCCAAAACUUCCAACGCGGCGAAGAGGGCACCAAGGACCCCGUAGAAGCAAUUUCACAAUCCACCGACCAAAUGCAGCUUGACGGGACUCAAGAUAGUAUAAUAGUGCGAGAAACACCUGAGCCAGCGAGGAGUCCCAUCAUUACAUAA
This is a messenger RNA of Bipolaris oryzae ATCC 44560, 4140 nucleotides long. RefSeq lists its product as uncharacterized. Gene Ontology annotation, molecular function: SUMO-specific endopeptidase activity. Gene Ontology annotation, biological process: protein desumoylation. The record is from RefSeq and is a predicted model, not a curated record. Gene Ontology annotation, cellular component: nucleus; cytoplasm. The transcript is spliced from 8 exons. Lineage: Eukaryota; Fungi; Ascomycota; Dothideomycetes; Pleosporales; Pleosporaceae. Bases 1 to 4140 code for a protein of 1379 amino acids.